Molecule: messenger RNA, 3935 nt
Organism: Monopterus albus (swamp eel)
Lineage: Eukaryota; Metazoa; Chordata; Actinopteri; Synbranchiformes; Synbranchidae
Gene: rufy3
Product: RUN and FYVE domain containing 3
Exons: 18
Coding region: 440-2356 (638 amino acids)
Biological process (GO): regulation of axonogenesis
Cellular component (GO): cytoplasm
Molecular function (GO): metal ion binding
Source: RefSeq, a predicted model, not a curated record
CACCCAGUGCAUACACUGCGGUGCGCAGCCAGUCCAAUCAGAGUGAAUGGAGGAGGGCUGUGAUUUUCAGGACGGUGUGCUCUUAAAUUUUAAAUUCCUAUUCUGCUCAAAAGGGAUAAUAAGAGGCUGAAGAGGAGGUGGAGGAGAGGAGGGCAGGCAGCCUUUCUCAAGACAGCAGCGUAUUUCACUGAGCUGUAACAAGGAGGAGAAGAGGAUGCAGGCUUAAAGAGGAGGAGGAGGGAAAGCAGCACCCGUUCUAACACCUGCUGAAAGCUGCUUGGCCUUUUCUCCCUUUUGUUUUGAUACUCUUUUCAUUCUCUCUGAUCUCUUCUCUCUGACCUCUUAUUUUUUGGGUGGCGUUCACUGGUUUGUGGAACAAAAGCCACUACGCCUUUUUCCCUCGGUGGUGUUGGUUUUGCCUCGUAUCUGCUGAGUCAUCAUGUCUGAUCUGACGCCUCAGAGCGAAACCCCGACUCCCACCACCGACAAGAUCACCCAGGCCGCCCGCGAGACCAUUUAUCUCUGUAACUUUCGUGUAUCUGUCGAUGGUGAGUGGCUGUGCCUUCGCGAGCUCAACGACAUCUCCCUCACCCCAGACCCGGAGCCGGCCCAUGAAGAUCCCAAAGAUCCCGUUGCAAUCGAAAGGCUCAACUUGAUGAACAUGGCGAAGCUGAGCAUCAAGGGCCUGAUCGAGUCUGCUCUCAAUCUUGGACGCACACUUGACUCUGACUAUGCACCUCUCCAGCAGUUCUUUGUUGUGAUGGAGCACUGUCUGAAACAUGGGUUAAAGACUAAGAAAACCUUCCUGGGUCAGAACAAGUCCUUCUGGGGGGCGUUGGAACUGGUAGAGAAGCUGACGCCUGAGGCAGGAGAGAUCACUGCCAGUGUCAAGGACCUGCCUGGCCUCAAGACUCCUCUGGGAAGAGGGCGGGCCUGGUUACGACUGGCCUUGAUGCAGAAGAAACUCUCUGACUACAUGAAGACCAUCAUCAACAGAAAGGACCUGCUCAGUGAAUUCUAUGAGCCGAAUGCACUCAUGAUGGAGGAGGAGGGAGCUGUGAUCGCUGGGCUGCUCGUUGGACUAAACGUCAUCGAUGCCAAUCUCUGUAUGAAAGGAGAGGACUUGGACUCUCAGGUCGGGGUGAUAGAUUUUUCGAUGUACCUCAAAGACGGCGGGCACAGUAGUAAAAGUGCAGAAGGCGACGGGCAGAUCACAGCAAUACUCGAUCAGAAGAAUUACGUGGAGGAGCUGAACAGACAUUUAAGCGCAUCAGUAAAUAACCUCCAGGCCAAGGUGGAUGCUCUGGAGAAGUCCAACACAAAGCUAACAGAAGAGCUUGCAGUGGCAAAUAACAGGAUUAUCACUUUACAAGAAGAUGUGGAGAGAGUAAAGGAGGAGAGCUCAUACCAGCUGGAGUCCAGGAAGGCCUUAAGAAGCGACUCGGCGGCAGACGGACAGGCACUGGGUGAAACACGCAAGCAGCUCAAAGAGGAAACUCAGCUUCGAUUGGAUGUGGAGAAGGAGCUGGAGGUGCAGAUUGGGAUGAAGCAGGAGAUGGAGAUGUCCAUGAAGAUGCUGGAGAAAGACAUCUGUGAGAAGCAGGAUGCUCUGGUGGAGCUCCGACAGCAGCUGGAAGACCUCCGUGCCAUCAACCAGCAGCUUAUUUACAAGUCACAGAGCACAGAUGCCAGUUCUAAACAAAAGAAUGAAGUCAUCGCUCGCCUGGAGGAGAAAAUAAACCAGAUGUCAGGGACUGUAAAACAGCUGGAGACCAGAUGCAAACAGGCUGGGAGAGAGAGGGAUCUGGCCCUAGAGACUAACCGGCUCUUCAAACAGGACUUUGGAGACAAAAUCGAGAGUCUGCAACAGGAGGUGGGGCAGCUGAGGAGGCACAGGUCUUAUCUUGAGCAGGAGCUGAGAAAAGAGCGAGAACGGAGGAACAAGCAUCAAUUUACUGCUGCAUCCAGACAAACCAGUGGUCCUCAGAAGGAGUGGCAACACCUGGAGAACCAACCAAAACAUCUCCCAGAAUCUCCAUCAGUCAAAAGUGAGAGCGAGCAGCUGCAGAGUGGACAGGAGGAUAAAAGCAGUCUGAGCUCCAACGCAUCCUUGUCACAAUCUGAGGACGAACAGCACAAGCCAUGUGUGGAGACCAGUCAGCCUUCCCUCUGUACGAUGUGUGAACAGGACGACUCUCUCAUGAAGACAAAGAAACAGUGUAAGAACUGCAGUGGGGUGUUCUGUGAUAGCUGUGUGUCCAACGAGCUGCCAUUACCUUCCUCCAUUCUCCCAGAGACUGUGUGUAGCGCCUGCUACUCUCAAUUGCUCCAGCAAUACGCUUCAACACCACCAUGAGCAGACGCCAGAAACAUGGAUUAGUGGCCCUGCAAAAAUGCACUUUGACCUCAUGACUUGAAAAGUCAUAAAUCUGAUGGAGUCCUGUAAGUCAGCAACUCUGACAUAAUUUUUAUUUAGUUUAAGACAGAAACAUGCUUAUGGGUGUCAGAGUUACACAGUUGUGCAUGUGCAGACACUUUUCUAGUCAUAAACCUUCUCUUGGUUGAAGGUUUAUGUUGAGCUGCUGUGGUCUUGUUUUCUAACUGGAACCUGCACUUAGCUGAAAAUGGCACCUGAUUGGACAUUGACCUAAAAGACAGGAAUCCUCUCAUUCAUUUGACCUCUCACAAUGUCCAUUAAGUGGAUUGUUGAUCAAAAGUUAACUGACAAUAUUUUAAUCUGUUUUAAAAGUAAAAACAGGAUUUUGUUGUUGUUGUGACUCAGCAGUUUAAACCCCAACUCCUCUCCUCCUUGACAACACAGUGAUGCAUCAUAUACAGGUCAGUAUAUGAUGUAUGUGGUGUUCCAUAAAACCUUUAAUCAUUUUACUCAUGAUUUUUCACAUCUAUGCUCAGUGACAUUAGAAUUCAGGAGAACUGACAAAAUGAAAUACCGCACUUUUGAACAAAUACAAUAUUUUAGGAAAUAUGUGUAAAAUUUUUUACAGAAUAUAAGGUUGUUAGAAAUGUUUAUUUCACUCAUAGGUUGUCAAACUGUAAAGCAGAAAGACACUUAAGUUUUAUUACAAUGUUAUGACAACCAAAUAGUGAAUCUCUUAUCUAAUUGAUAAUUGGACAAAUCUGUUUUCACAUGAUAAAGCUGUAGACUUGUCAAAGGGAUGGUUAAACAGUUGAAAAAGGAUUUAUUUGCUUUAUGUUGCGAGUUAGGUGAAGAGAUCAGUACCACUCUGUCUAUAAGAUAAACAUGAAGCUAUAGCCAAGUGACCGUUAGCUUAGCUUAGCAUAAAGGCAGGAAACAGGAGGAAACAGCUGGCAAGACUUAGUCCAAAGGUAACAACUCACCUCUCAGUACCACCCAAAACAUUUCAUGCUUGCACUUUGGGGAUAAAAGAAUAGGUGGAUGCUGUUUCUGUGAACAGAGCCAUGCUAGUUCCCCUGCUUUCAGUCUUUAUACUAAGGUCUAGCUUCAUUUUUACCUUGCAGACAGGAGAGUGGCAUCUGGCUCUGCAAACAAACAUAUUUCCUAAGAUGUAAGACUGUUCCUUUAAGUUAGAGCUGUUUAUUGUUGGUAUACUGUUUCUUUACUGUUGCUGUUGUGUUCUGUACAGACAUAAAAUCAUCUCGUGUUGUCUUAAACUGUGCAGCAGGUGAAUUAUAAAAAUCAGUGUUCAGAUAUUAUGUUCUAGUCUUCUCUCUGUCUUAAUGUAUUACAGCACUUUUAAAUGCAUGGCUCGUCCCUGAUGGGUUCCAAAUGAGCAUAUCAGUGUGUGCUUAUAGCAGCUAUUAUGUUUUGUUGAUUUAUAUGAAGAAGAAUUAGCAGCUGAGUAAAACCAGAUCAUUUAGUCUUUCUUGUGUAAGCUAAUUAAUAUGAGAUGGAAAGGCUUCUUAGAGCAACAAUAAACCUUUAUUACAUUUUA